GCGGGGCUCCCGCCCGCCCGCCGCCCGAGGGAGCCGAGCCGAGCCGAGCCGAGCCGUGCGGGCCGAGGGCGAUGUCGGCGCGGCCGCCGCUGGCCGAGAAGGCGCUGUCCGAGGCUUACGGCCGCCUCCGCUACCGGGACGCCUCGCUGCUCAUCUGGCAGCAGCAGCAGCGGCAACUGGAGAGCCGGCCCCCCGCCACCUACCUGAGCCGCAGCCGCAGCGCCUGGUACGCGCAGUACGGCAACCAGGCCAUCCUGGUGCGGGACCGGGGCAAGCUGGAGGGCGCCCGCGACACCGGCCAGUCCCGCUUCUGCGCCCUGAUGUGACCCGCCGCCUCGCCCGCAACGCGCGGUCUCUGCGCCCGGGAAGCAGCUGGCGGUCCCCUGGACCAGCUUCCGUGCCAUGGGGCCCCGCCUCAAGUGGCCGGCUGUUCCGACGGCUGUUCGGGGCCAGAAAGCCUGCCUUCCCGAUGGACCAAGGCUCCGGGUGA
Messenger RNA from Pseudonaja textilis, 490 nucleotides. NCBI's taxonomy places the organism in Eukaryota, Metazoa, Chordata, Lepidosauria, Squamata, Elapidae. The record is from RefSeq and is a predicted model, not a curated record.